AUGAGGACGUUUACUUCGAUUGCUCUGCUCGCCAUUGGAGCUACUGCCCAGGUGAUUGAGAGUGCUAGCUUUGGUUAUGGAAAAACGAUCUCGCCCAAUCGAGACUCAAUCCCAGGCUGGAACAUUGGCGGAGAAGGCCAUGAGCCAUCUCUUCUCUCCGACAAGCUCAUCCUGACACCACCCUACCCUGGCAACACCCGAGGAUCUGCGUGGGCCCAGACCGCAAUCUCUCAACAAGAAUGGUCAGCCGAGUUCCAAUUCCGUGCCAGCGGGCCCGAUCGAGCAGGUGGUAUCCUCCAAUUAUGGUAUACGAAGGAUGGACAAGCUCGGGUCGGCACCUCCAGCAUCUAUACUGUGGGACAAUUUGACGGUUUCGCGCUUGUCAUUGAUACACACGGCGGCCGGGGUGGAAGCAUUCGUGGAUUCUUGAAUGACGGAACGACAGACUACAAGAGUCACCGCAGCGUCGACAGCCUUGCUUUCGGUCACUGUGACUAUGCCUACCGCAACUUGGGCCGACCCACCGUCGUGAAGGUCAAGCACACCAACUCGAUCUUCGAGGUUACUGUCGAUGACAAGACCUGUUUCUCGACCAACAAGGUCAACUUGCCUGCCGGAAAUACUUUCGGCUUCACGGCUGCCACCCCCGAGAACCCGGAUUCCUUCGAGGUCUUCAAGUUCCUCCUGUCAUCUGCUUCUGGACAGGGACAGACCGUUCCUUCCCAGCAGGGCAGCACCCAGCAGCAGCAACAGCCCAUCUCUAAUCAGAACCAGCCUCCGGUUAUCCGCGAUACCGGCAACCCGGUCAUUGAUGCGGGCAUUGGUGCUCAAUUCGUCGACCUUCAGGGCCGCAUCCAGCUCCAGAACAAGGCUACCAAUACCAUGAUCCAGGACCUUAAGGCCCAGACUGGUAAGAACGAUGCCCGCCACAUUGAGAUCAUGCAGAAGCUGGCUUCCAAGGAGCAGGUCGCUGCCCUUGAUGCCCGGCUCCAGCGCAUCGAGUCUCUCCUCCAGAAUAUCCAGCGCGACCUGGAGGGUAAGGACUACAGCAGCCGCUUCAACCAACUCCAGGAUACCCUGCGCUCAUCCCACCUCAGUCUCACCGAGAAUCUUCAAAGCCACUUCCUGAGUGCCAUCACUGCCUCUUCUCCCCGUAUGGGUUUCUUCAUCUUCCUGGUCAUCGCCUUCCAGGUCCUCCUCGCCACCUCAUACAUCAUCUACAAGCGCCGUCGUGCAAACAUGCCCAAGAAAUUCCUCUAG
This is a messenger RNA of Penicillium cataractarum, 1260 nucleotides long. RefSeq lists its product as uncharacterized. The transcript is spliced from 7 exons. Gene Ontology annotation, molecular function: D-mannose binding. Gene Ontology annotation, cellular component: endoplasmic reticulum-Golgi intermediate compartment; Golgi membrane; endoplasmic reticulum membrane. The record is from RefSeq and is a predicted model, not a curated record. Lineage: Eukaryota; Fungi; Ascomycota; Eurotiomycetes; Eurotiales; Aspergillaceae. Bases 1 to 1260 code for a protein of 419 amino acids. Gene Ontology annotation, biological process: Golgi organization; endoplasmic reticulum to Golgi vesicle-mediated transport; endoplasmic reticulum organization.